AUGUCGUCCUCGUUCAACACAAUCCUCAUCAUGGGUGGAACUUCCGGCAUCGGUGAGGGCAUUGCCAAACGUUACCACAAGCAAGGCAAGAAGGUUAUCAUCACUGGUCGCCGGGAGAACCUCCUUGCCGAGAUCACAAGCGCAAAUCCUGGCAUGGAGAGCUAUACCAUGGACAAUUCCAUCCUCGCAGACAUCCCUGGGCACGUCGACACUUUGUUCACCAAAUAUCCCGAUCUCGAUGCAGUUUUGAUCAACAGUGGAGCGAUGAGCGCCUCCUCCAUCAAGGACCUGUCGACUUCUUCAGACGAGCAGGUGAUCAAAGAAUUGACAGUCAAUAUGACAGCACCGUUCAUCCUAGCUCGUCACAUGAUUCCGCGCUUCCUUUCGCGCGGCACCGAGGCCACGUUUAUGAUCACAUCAUCUGGACUGGCAUUUGUGCCCAGCCCUCUGGCUCCCGUGUACAACGCAACCAAGUCGGGUGUGCACGCCUACCUUGUGACGCUGCGCCAGCAAUUGAAGGGCACCAAGGUCAACAUCAUUGAAAUCGUGCCUCCGCUCGUCUCCACGGAUUUGACGGUGGCAUUUCAAGACCAGCUCAAGGGAGCGAAAGCAUUGACGCUGCAGCAAUUCCUCGAUGAAAUAUUCGGCACGCUUGACAGCAACGAGGCCAAGGACCUGAAGGAGGUUGCUGCAGGAACCGCGGUUGAUAGGUCGAACGCAUGGAGAUCAUCCAUUGGCGAGCUUCUAAAGAACAGUGGCAUGGGUGGCUAG
Molecule: messenger RNA, 771 nt
Organism: Dissoconium aciculare CBS 342.82
Lineage: Eukaryota; Fungi; Ascomycota; Dothideomycetes; Mycosphaerellales; Dissoconiaceae
Product: short-chain dehydrogenase/reductase-like protein SDR
Exons: 1
Coding region: 1-771 (256 amino acids)
Cellular component (GO): membrane
Molecular function (GO): oxidoreductase activity
Source: RefSeq, a predicted model, not a curated record